CCAAACGCAGCCUCCAUGCUGAGAAGCAGCAGGAGUGUUAUACCUCCUCCUCUGCCACUGCUGUCCCUGAGUACGAGGAUGCUGUCGCCGCCGUCGUCUUCCGCCACCUCCGAAACCACACAACCCUCUUCUCGAAACCCCAAAUCCUCAUUCCACCACCUUCCACUCUUCUCCAACUGUCACACUCUUCAAAGCAUGACGCUUUCCAAGUGCUUCUCCCACUCUGAGCCCACAAACCCCAUCCCCAUCUCGGGCAUGCCCGAAUCCGAUGGCCUUCACUCUCUUGUUGUGGUUUCCUUCUACAAGUUCGCUGAUUUCCCUGACCAUGCCCACAUGCGAAAGCCCUUGAAGCAACUCUGUCAACAACUGCGUGUUUCAGGUGGUAUUAUUCUUGCGCCUGAAGGAAUCAAUGGCAGCAUAUGUGGCACUAGGGAGUCGGUGGAGACAGUUCUUGCAUUUGUACAGAGCGAUGAUCGUCUUAAGGGGCUAAGACAAGUGGAAUCGCCUGUCAGUCCUGAGGAGGAAGCCAUCCAUCAUGGACACAGUGCCAGUUCUCCUCUUGCUGCAGGGGAAGAUGCGCCCUUCCGAUGGGAUCAUGUGAGGGUCAAGUUGAAGAAAGAGAUUGUCACUCUCGGAAUGCCUACUGUGUCACCCGUUGAAAGGGUUGGAAAGUAUGUCGGCCCAAAAGAUUGGAAUGCUUUGAUUAGUGAUCCAGAUACAGUGGUAAUUGAUGUGCGAAAUAACUAUGAAACCAGAAUAGGAAAGUUUAAGGGAGCAGUUGAUCCUUGUACUAUGUCAUUUCGUGAAUUCCCAUCUUGGGCGGAGGAACAUUUCCAGCUUACCAGAAAAGAUGGUGAGCAACCAAAAGUUGAGGUAAACAAUUCAGUCCAAAGUGCUGAAAAAGAGAGAGAGAAUCCAAAGCAACAUAUGCCACAACGUGUUGCAAUGUAUUGCACUGGAGGUAUUCGAUGUGAGAAAGCAUCAAGUCUACUUCUCAGCAAAGGAUUCAAAGAGGUUUAUCACCUGGAAGGUGGGAUUCUGAAAUAUCUUGAGGAGGUUCCAGAGACACAGAGCCUGUGGGAGGGAGAGUGCUUUGUUUUUGACAAGCGAGUCUCUGUGGAGCAUGGUUUGGUGCAAGGAAAUUUCAAGCUCUGCUAUGGUUGUAAGCAGCCUGUGAGUGAUGCUGACAUGCAAGCCCCAGAAUAUGAAUAUGGAGUCUCUUGUCCUCACUGUUUUUCACUGAAAUCAGAUGAAGAGAAAGAGAGAGCUCGUGCUCGACAAAGACAAUUUGAGAGAUGGGGAAUCAUAGGUGGUCCUGAUAAGGGUCGCAGGUCAACAUGUGACCCAGAUAGUGCUAGCCUGAAACCAAUCAAGCUUUCACAUUCUGUUUAACUAGCCAGACAAGGAAAAAUGACAAAUAUCUUUCAUAUCUGUUUCCAACAAAUGUUUGGCCUUCUCUUACUCUUGCUCCCCUCAUAAAAUGUGUUCAGAGUGCAUGAAACUAUAGAUAUUCCUUUAACUUUUAUGAUUUCUUGUCAUAGGAACCAUGUGGUGUCUCUACUGUCUAGUCUCCUGAGAAAGUUCAUCCCUUGCUGACAUUCCAUGAGUUUUGUAGCCAAUUUGUCCAAUCCAAGCUCCUCAUUUUGUUAAACAGACUCGGUAU
This is a messenger RNA of Gastrolobium bilobum, 1663 nucleotides long. Its product is annotated as rhodanese-like domain-containing protein 7. The record is from RefSeq and is a predicted model, not a curated record. The transcript is spliced from 5 exons. NCBI's taxonomy places the organism in Eukaryota, Viridiplantae, Streptophyta, Magnoliopsida, Fabales, Fabaceae. The coding region runs from base 16 to 1392 and encodes 458 amino acids.